This is a messenger RNA of Mangifera indica (mango), 951 nucleotides long. RefSeq lists its product as uncharacterized. Lineage: Eukaryota; Viridiplantae; Streptophyta; Magnoliopsida; Sapindales; Anacardiaceae. The transcript is spliced from 2 exons. The record is from RefSeq and is a predicted model, not a curated record. The coding region runs from base 154 to 480 and encodes 108 amino acids.
AUUGUUAUGGUUUGGAAGGGGAGUGUUUUGGCUGCUCUUGCUUUUGUAGUUAUUUUUGGAUCUUUGGAAUUGUUGUAUGUUACUGCUUGUUUUGGCAAAGUCCACAAGGGGUGCUAGCUUCCUCUGACAUUUUCCAUCGUCGUUCUUUCUGUUAUGUGUAUUUGGCACUAUGGGACUAUAAAGAAGCACUCCUUUGAGCAACAUAACAAGGGGUCCCUCCAAUGUUUGCUCACUUUGUCACCAACUUCCCUACCUGCCAGCGAAUCCUCAUAUUUGUUACCAUCCAAACCUUUACGGUUCCAAAAGUUCUUGUCAGUGAGCGAUUCUCUCACAUUGGCGUGCCAGAGUUUUGUUGUUUUUAAUGCAUUGUCCGGUAUGGUUAUAAGGAUGCCCAUGCUUUUGAGAAUCAACUACUUGAAACCACAGCCGAGUCUUUGUGCUGAUGUGAUUAUGAUUGCAAUGUUGAAACUUCUGGGGUGAUGACUAUGAUUGAUUCAAGCCCAGAAGUGGAUGCAGGCAACGUAAAACGAGAAUGGAGCUUUUUGCUGGGAGUAAUUGGAAGAGAGUAAGAUUUCGCAGCAUUGUAUGCAGUAAAGAAUUGCAGGAACUUGAGGAUGCUAGGGAAUCUGGUAUGGGGGCAAUACUUGUGUCUUGGCAACUGAUGCAUCUUCAUAUAUGAAGAAGUUUGUCGUCACCAUUGUAUACGGUUUCUUGAGAAGGAACUGCCGGCGAUCAGCAACUGCACUUGGUGUGCCUUACACAUCCCUGAUUGAAGUAGGAAUGGCUUAUCGAGUCUAGUCUCACAGAAAACCGGCAAAGUCUGGGCAUCAGUCCAAGCUUUACGUGAUCUUUUAUGUGAUUUGAAAUAGAAAUUCCAGUGGGUUUAUAAUUUUGAUUAGCGUAGUUUAUUUUUGUAUUGACAAAUGGCAAGUGAAAGCACAUAAAAUGAAG